CAAGCUGUUUGCUGGCCUGAGUGCGCGUACACGCUCGCGUCUACUUAAAGAGAGAGAGAGAGAGUAUAGAGGUUGGGCCGUUCUAGAAGGUGAUCGGGUCGCAGAUCGAAACUGUCCCCCGCGUGCGAAGAUUCGUGCAAAAACUUGUCGCGACUUGAGGGUCUCUCGAACGAGAUCGUAGAGCCCGCUUAAUCCGACCGCUCCGAGGGCGAGGCCCAAGAGCUAAGAAAGACCCCGAGAUGAAGCUGUCCCAUCUGUGGGCGGCCCCCGAGGUCAACCCGAUCAACCGCAAGGCCCGCUCCAUCCCCCUCCUCAACCCCGUUAACGUCUACGGGCGCGUCUUCUUCUUCUCGUGGUUUGGCUUCAUGGUUGCCUUUUGGGCCUGGUACGCCUUCCCGCCUCUCUUGACACACACCAUCAAAAACAAUCUUAACCUUACCUCAGCCGAGGUUGCGAAUUCCAACAUCGUCUCGUUGUGUGCUACCUUAUUGGUACGGCUCGUCGCCGGGCCUGCCUGCGAUCUGCUCGGCCCCCGCUAUGUAUUCGCCGGCACCCUCCUGAUCGGCGCCAUCCCCUUAGGUCUCGCCCCGCUUGUACAUGAUGCCCAGGGUCUGUACGUCAGUCGGUUCUUCAUCGGCAUCUUGGGGGGAUCCUUCGUGCCUUGCCAGGUCUGGUCGACCGGGUUUUUCGAUAAGAAUGUCGUCGGUACCGCCAACGCCCUCACCGGAGGGUGGGGGAACGCGGGCGGCGGGAUCACCUACUUCAUCAUGCCCGCUGUGCUGGACUCCUUCGUGGCCCGCGGCUACUCGGAAGGCGUCGCCUGGCGCAUCACCUUCGUCGUCCCCCUCAUCGUCACCUUAGCCACCGGCGCGGCCAUGGUGCUCCUAUGUCCCGACACGCCGACCGGCAAGUGGGCCGACCGGCAUCUCCACGCCGAGCAGAACCUGGCGUCGCACGGCGUCGGCGUGGCCGCCAGCCCCUCCGACGAGAUCGUCUGCGUGCCUGGGGGUGUCACCGACAAGGCGGGCUCGAGCGGGGGAACGAGCCUCAGCGGCGAGGCCGAGAAGGGGAGGAGCAAGCAGCCGCCGGCGCAGGCCGGCCACCCGGGUUGGGACAGCGAGGCGACGAUCUCGAAGGAGGAGAUGCUGGAGACGGCGCGGGGCGAGGUGGUGCAGAAGCCGACGUGGGGCAUGGCGGUGCGGGUGUCGACCUCGCCGCAGACGGUGUUCCAGGUGCUGACGUACGUGUGCUCGUUCGGCGGCGAGCUGGCGAUCAACUCGGUGCUGGGCGCGUACUACGCCAAGAACUUCCCGGGGCUGGGCCAGACGACGGCGUCGAACUGGGCGGCCAUGUUCGGCUUCCUGAACCUGGCGACGCGGCCGCUCGGCGGCGUGGUGGGCGACCUGCUGUACCGCGCCGCGGGGCGCAGCCUGUGGGCGAAGAAGGCGUGGAUCGUGGCGUGCGGGUGCGCGACGGGGGCGCUGCUCGUCGCGCUGGGGCGCGUGGAUCCGCACGACAGCCUGGCGCGGCUCGUCGGGCUCGUGGCGGCCAUGGCCAUCUUCCUCGAGGCCGGCAACGGCGCCAACUUCGCGCUGAUCCCGCACGUCCACCCCGAGGCCAACGGCAUCGUGUCGGGCACGACGGGCGCCGGCGGCAACCUCGGCGGCGUCGUCUUCGCCGUCAUCUUCCGCUUCGUCGGCGGCGGCACCGACUACGCCCGCGGCUUCUGGAUCACCGGCGUCGUCACCAUCGCGCUCAACCUCGUCCUGUGCUGGGUCCCGCCCGUGCCCAAGGGCCAGGUCGGCGGACGCUAGGGAUUCUCCGCCGAGGGGGAGCAGGGAGGGGGGGGGAGUUGCCUAUAGAUUGUCCGAGAACGCUGUUUUCCGGUCUCCUUCCCCCUCUUCUUUUGAGAAUACGCGACAAUAGUUCGUAACGGUAGAGAUACCGGACGGGGUUUGGGGGCGUGUCUUUGUUCGUCGA
Molecule: messenger RNA, 1980 nt
Organism: Durotheca rogersii
Lineage: Eukaryota; Fungi; Ascomycota; Sordariomycetes; Xylariales; Xylariaceae
Product: nitrate transporter
Exons: 3
Coding region: 240-1814 (524 amino acids)
Biological process (GO): nitrate transmembrane transport; nitrite transport
Cellular component (GO): membrane
Molecular function (GO): nitrite transmembrane transporter activity; nitrate transmembrane transporter activity
Source: RefSeq, a predicted model, not a curated record